Adelges cooleyi (spruce gall adelgid) is the source of this 5362-nucleotide messenger RNA. It is a transcript of the gene Cals, whose product is annotated as calsyntenin-1. NCBI's taxonomy places the organism in Eukaryota, Metazoa, Arthropoda, Insecta, Hemiptera, Adelgidae. The transcript is spliced from 14 exons. The record is from RefSeq and is a predicted model, not a curated record. Gene Ontology annotation, biological process: homophilic cell-cell adhesion; positive regulation of synapse assembly; positive regulation of synaptic transmission. The coding region runs from base 368 to 3307 and encodes 979 amino acids. Gene Ontology annotation, cellular component: postsynaptic membrane; cell surface. Gene Ontology annotation, molecular function: kinesin binding; X11-like protein binding; calcium ion binding.
UUUCUAUGUCAGUGCUCUCUCGUAGCUGUCCGUGUGCGCUCGUUGAAUUGGUCGCGUUCCGUAUCGCGUACUCCGCAUUUGUGCGUUUUUUUUUUAAAAAUUGUUUGUAACCAAAGGGUUGUACAGAGCGACCCUUGGGAUUUUUUGUUCGACAUUCCGACAAACUAUACCGGUGCGUUUCGCGCGGACAUUAUUAUGUGUUUUUGAUCGGCCAGCGCACGCCUGAUACGCUGUGGCCGCGGCCGUCUGACCUCAUCCCCCGCCGAACAAACACGAUCGCCUCCGCCGCCGAUAACGAGUGCGAUCCUCGUUAAUAAUAAUUUUGUCGCGUGCAGCCCUCGAGUGCCCCGACUGGACGUGCCGAACGAUGGGCCGCAAGACGUCGUUGGCCGCCACCGUCGGUUGGACGACCGUGCUGUUGUUGUCGGUUGUUGUCCCGCUGACAACGUGCUACGAUCCCGUCGACACGGACGAAAUCUAUCCCAAGUUAGUAAUAGAAGACAAGGAUAAAGGAUACCAUGGUCUGGUGAAAGAAAAUGAAACCCUAGUCGAAGUUGUACCAGAAAUUUACGCUAUCGGCGACGUUUGUAAUUUUAAUAUCGUGAACAAACACCACGGGGAAGCUCCGUUCGAAAUUAUUCUUCGACCCAAUGGUUACGCAGAGCUUAGAGCCCGAAAAACUUUGAACUGUGAAAAACGCAAAACAUACAAAUUCGAUAUCGCUGCAGUCUCCUGUUCUGGUUUAGUAUCUGAAAAUGUCACUGUUCAUAUCACUGUCGUGGACAUCAAUGAGUAUGCACCUAGUUUCCUGGAGGCAGCCUACGUCAAAGAAGUGGACGAGGGCCGUUUGUACGAAGAAAUCUUACGUGUCGAAGCGUCCGAUCGCGAUUGUACACCACGAUUCGGUGACAUUUGCAAGUACGAAAUACUCAACAGCGAUCAGCCAUUCACAGUCAACAACGAGGGAAGCAUCCGGAAUAUUGAACCUUUGGAUUACGAUCGCAGCCACAAUUAUAUAUUGCCAAUAGUAGCGUACGACUGUGGUAUGAAGCAAUCUUUACCCGUCAUGGUUACCAUCAAAGUGAACCGUAUCUGCAAACUCGGAUGGAAAGGCGUUCCAGAAGAAAUAGAAUAUUCUCCGAGCUCAGGCCGUAAAGACUUGUUCCCUAACGCCCAGUUGAGACUCUGCGAUGAGCCAUGCCAUGUAAAGAGUGUAAAUGCUAAAAUAACGCUAGCGACAUCUCAUAUCGGGAAAGGUUGUGACCGUGACACUUAUUCGGUCCAAAGCCAAAGGAAAAUUUGUGGUGCGAGUGAUGAGAGCGUCGAACUAUUGCCAGCCAACCGUGUACCGCUUUCGGCCGGAAACGCAAUCAAACAUGACGAGGGUCACGAAUCUGAUCAAAUGUACGAGUUUGACGGAAGUAGUACGGCCGUCGCUAUACCAAACGAUGUUCUUGACCACGGUCUAUCGUCGGCAUUCACCAUCUCUACUUGGAUGAAACAUAAGCCGAUGCCACAUCAAGAUAAACACGUUAAAGAACACAUCCUAUGCUCUGCCGAUGACCACAAAAUGAACCGUCAUCAUUAUGCUUGGUUUGUGCGUAACUGUCGCUUGAUUUUGCUGUUGAGACGUGAUUUUUCGCAAGGAGACCUGAACAUUUUCAGACCGGCCGAAUGGAGGUGGAAAAUUCCACAAGUAUGCGACAAUGAGUGGCAUCACUAUGCUGUGUCGGUUCAAUUCCCGACCGUUCAACUUUAUAUUGACGGAGUGCUCUUCAAACUUGAAAACAAAAACCCAGAAGUUAUCGACGAUUGGCCUCUGCAUCCUACAAAGGGCAUCAACACAACUCUGACCGUCGGAGCUUGUUGGCAAGGUUCUGAAAACAAAAUGAAGCAUCAUCUCCGUGGUUAUUUGGCCGGUUUAUCUGUGCUAUUGCACAAGUUAGAAAAACCUGAAGUACUAGCGUGCUUACACAAGUGUAAAGAGAGUUUGGAAGUACCCGCGAUGGAAUUAUUGGAACCUGGAAUGGAAUUGCUCACCAACAGCGAGUUAACUGAAUUGUCCAUCGAAGGAGAUAACAAAACAAACUUGGAAGUUUUGGUGAGGAAAAUCGGUUAUUCAAACAGUCGAGACUAUCCGACACCAGGAAGACGCAAUCUUCACUUGAUUACCACUUUGACUUGCGAUGGUGGUCACGAAAUCAAAAUGCCUCCUGCCGAUAGCUACGUGAUGGUUCACCGUCCACAGCAACCCAACAUUGUUAUUAACGGCACAAACACCAUUCCCAGAGAGUAUCACGAGUUCAGACAAGGCGUACAAGUGUUCCCCGACUUGGCCAUCAGUGUUGAACCAGAAAGUUAUGAUUACGAAGCUAAAUAUCCUGAACUGACCAAUGUUUUGGAACGCCGUAUUGAUUCUUGUGUCAUCUCCGUCUACCCGUCAUUAAACCCCGACCACGAGACGCUAACUGUCCCCGCGGACAUGUUAGCCAAAUUUGGUAUUUCAGCGAGAGCAUCUAAAGACGGUAUUGCGUUCAGCAACGCUGACAUUAUGUUCCAUUACCAAGAAGCUUUACACGACGUGCGUUACACCAAUUUCAAACCGGCUUAUUACUUAAACCGUCAGUUCAAACUGGUGUGUUCUGAAAUGAGCGGCCGAUUUUUAAGCAACGAAUACGUACAGACUCUGACAGUAGUCCACCCGAGGUCUCCCACGACUCCUUUUACCAGUUCAACAGCCCAACCGACAACCAAUUCACCUGCCGCCGCUUCAUUAGUAGACGAAAACAAUGCCGAACCGUUGCCGGCUCACGCUCAGAUGGUUCAGCAUUCGGUCGAAGCCAAACAAGCACAAACCAUUAUGGGUAAUUACUUUGAUGGGUCCGUGGAUGAUCACGCGCAAGCCAUCGUCACCAGUGGAGGGCAUGCCGUCACGAUUAUCAUCGUCGUGUGUGUUGGAUUUUUGGUGUUGAUGAUAACGCUGGGAAUAGUACGCAUUAAGGCCGCCCACCAGAAAGCAGCCCAGGACGAGGCCCAAGACACAGAAAUGGCAUGGGACGAUUCUGCUCUUAACAUCACUAUUAAUCCGAUGGAACAAUUGGAAUGCGACGGAGUUGUGUCCGGUGGAGGUGCGUUGUCUGUAGGCAAACAGACGCUCGCUGACAACGACGAUGACUCGUCCGAUGAUAACAUGAGCUAUGACUACGACGAUAGUUCGGACGACGGCGGCGGCAACGAAGAAGAUGACAAUCUCCACAGAGGCUGUCAGCCCCGUCUGGAAUGGGAUCACUCCACGAUGUCCAUCUAAGCCGAGAGUUGAUUAUCACAACGUCAUGUGCACUAAGAAAACGACUUGCAAAACGCUUAACGUUUCUGGUUUCACACAGUGAUUCUAUUUUUUAAUACUAAACAAAAAUCACCCUUUUUUGCAUAUCUUUCGUAAACGCUUGACUACUGAUACGCUUUAGUAUUAUUCAAUAUUCAUUCAUUAGGAGUAUAACAAAUUUAAAAAAAAAAAAAAAUUAAAGAGUGGGGCAUUGUUUAUUUGUUGAAGGUUGAUCGGACUUGUACUUAAUUUUUCUGUCUUUUUUUUUUUUCUUAUGCUCCAAAUCUUCACGUCAUUUUUUUAAAUAUUUUCUUUUACAAUAAUAUAUUUACAUUCUUAUUUUUUAAUUUUUUUGUCAAAACCAUUGUUUUACACACUGGUAUAUUAUACUCUUUUUGUCGUUUAUACAAUUAUCGUACUGACUGUGUUACCACGCAAUUGUCAUUUUUUUUUUUUUUUUUAAUAUUUAAUAUAUUAUAAUAAUUUAUUUUUAAAUAGUUUUACAAAUUUUUAUUUAAACGAACAAUGCCCUAAAAAAACAAAGUUUACAAUGCAUUAUCUUUUGCACUUUCCCCCAACCCCACUCUUUUCACUCUUAAUUAUUAGAGAGUAAUUAAGACAAAUAUAUAUUAAAAAUAUUUUGGAAAAAGACUGUAAAUAUUGUAAAAAAAAAAAACUUAAAAGAAAAAAGUUAAAAUUUCAUUUGUGACGUGCCAUUUUUUUUUUUUUAAUUCAACUAAUAUUAUUACGUUAAGUUGAUUAGUUCUGGUCAUUUUUAUACCUGUUUAUUCACUCUCUUGUCGAUUUGUAUUCUUCCUCCACGUACACCUUUUUCGAUAUUUUAAUAUGUGCACCGCUUGUCGUCGUUGUCUCGACUCUCGUGUAGCCGAUUUCUUGCCUAUAUAUUUCACGUAAUGUUUCUGUUUAUAUAUAUUUGAUACCGUCCAAUUAGGUUUCCUCGUAAAGUUUUAUUUUAUUAACUAACAAGAAACAAUAUUAUGAUGGGACUGUAAAAGUGCAGUUUUAGUAUUAUCGGUUGUGCAAUAAAGUUCUUAUAUAUAUAUAAUAUUAAUAAACAUAUUUUAACGUAAUCGUGCACUUUGUCAAAAAAUUUAUCGGUAAAAAUUAUAAAACAUGUUAUACAUUUUUUUUUUUUUUAUAUAUAAACAUAAAUAAUAAAUCAAACGUGCGUGUGUGUGUGUUAUGCGGACACGUACAUGUAAAUCUCGGAUAAAGCCGAUAAACUCAUAUCGCCGCGAAACAACACAUCAUUAGUGUCGUAAAAACAAGUAGACUACUCGCCGAAGUACAUAUUAUAUAAAUAUAUAAUCAAAAACCAUUUACGGUUUACAAUAUAACGUACAUUGUUAUUCAAUUUUAACAUUUGUCUUACAUAUAUAUAUAUAUAUAUUAUACAAUUAAUAAGAACAAAUUUAUCAUUACAUUUAUUUAAAAAAAAAAAACAAAUAUAUUAUAUAAUAAAAACAAAUAAUAAAUGAAUUAAAACGAUUAUAUAAGAUUAUUUUUAUGUAAAUUUAGAUUAAAUCAUAAGGUUAAUAUUAAACACUUAAAAAUUUUAAAAGUAUUAAUAUUAUAACAUCUUGCUUUGAUAUAUAUUUAUAUAUAUAUAUAUGUAUCAUAAGAUAUUAUUUUAACUAACUAGGGUGUAGGAAGAGAGUAAACCAGCAGUUAACGGUAUUAUUAUUAUUAUUAUUAUUAUUUAUGUCCUCGAAGUGCUAUUAUCGUUUGGUUUUUUUUCUCAAUUUAUGUACUAUGUAUUUUUUUAUCAACAUUAUUUUUAAUUGUCAAUCUAUUCAUCGCUAGACGAAUACCGUUUAAUCGUAAUAAUGAAUUUUUCUUCCUAUUUUAUUAUUAUUAUAAUUAUUUUUAUUCAAAAGCUAUAUGUGCAAUAAUAUUUGUUCAAAACAUGUACCGUGUGUUUUUUAGAAAUCGCAAUGUUGUGACAAAACGAAAAAAAAAAUUAUAUAUACUUAUAAUGUAUCUUUCUGCUAUGAAUAAAACACCUACACCUGUUAA